AUGGAUAAUAAUGCUAAAGAAAUGAAUUCCAUAAUAGAUAAGAACAGAACCGAAAAUGUAAAUAAAUAUAUUUAUUCUAAAUUUCCUACUUUUGAUACUCAUAAAAAAAUAAAACAUUAUAAUAACAAAAUAUCGGAACUGAUAUUAGAAAAUGAUAAAUUAAAAAAAUAUAAAAAGAAUUUAGAAAAGAGAAUAAUAGAAGAGAAUAAAACUUUUGAUGUAAAUUUUAAUAAAUAUGAACUAGCCAUAUCAAAUGCAUUACGUCUUGGUAGUGCAUGUAUAUAUCUAUGUAUUACAUUAAACAAAAUUAUAAGCAAAAAUAAAAUAUUAGUUUUGAGAGAAUUACUUAGAAAGAGAGAUGAAUAUAAAAAUAGUUUAAUUAAGUCAUACAUUGGUAAAAACACCUUUAACAAAAUGUUUAUAAAUAGUAUGAUUAAGAAAAUAGAAAGUGUGUAUGAAAAAAACAAACAUUUUGUAACAAUCAUAUUGGUUAUAUUGAUAAAAAGUAAGUUAAGAUAUUCUCUUAAAUCAUUCAUUAGAAAUGUUCUAGAUAUACCUAGUAGAUAUAAAAAUAUGUCUUCCAAUUUGGAGUUCAAAAGAUACUGUUCCAAUCAAUUGGGUUCUACCUCUAUGAAGCUUAAUACGAAGGAUAGAAUAAAAUACACAUUUGGAUUCAUAAAACUAAUAGAUGUUUUAAAAAAUAGAAUUUAUGCAACUGUUCGAAUUAGCUUUCUUUACUUAAAGUAUAUCAAUAAUGACACGUAUAACAUAUAUGGAUGGGGUGUUAAUAGAUCCACUAAUAACAACCCUUCCUCCAAAAAAGAAAAUAUGCAGCUAGUACAAAAUGAUUCAGAAAUGGAAGUAAAUAUGAAGGAAAAACUGAAUGGAUAUAGAUUUGAAGGAAUCACAGGGAAUCAUGUGAAUGAGACAGGAACCAGAUGUACAAAGAAAUAUAAUUGUAAGGAUACUAGAUAUAAUGAAGAAGAGGAAGGGGAAUUGGAAAAGGAUAUUAACUUUAAAGAGUACGAUAGUAAUUUUAAACUAUUGAAGCAGAAUGAUAUGGUAGGGGACAAGCAAAAAAUAAUACAAUCUAAUGUACACACGCAAGAUGAAUAUAUUAACUUAGAAAAUGAUGGCUCAAGCCUUAGUAGCUAUUUACCACGACCAAGAGAUGUCUAUAAUUAUCUGUACUACCAGGAAUUACUAAAAAUAAAGGAAAAAUUUCCUGAAAAAUUUUUACAUAGUCGAAAUGAUGAUUUUAAAAAUUAUGCAAAUUAUGCAAAUAACAUGGAAUCAAGUGGAGAAAUAUGCUAUCUACGCAAAAAUGAUAAAGAAAGAAAUGCAUCCAUAAGAAACCUUCUCAGUUACAAAUUGGAUUAUGGUGAAGGGAAUACUACUUCUGAGGGGAAUGAUCAGAUGAGAGGAAAUAAUUUAAUUCCUAUUAAUAAGUACACUUGGAAAAGAGGAAAUAAAAUUGAUUGCCGUUUCACUGAAGAAUUUUCAAAUGCAGCUAAUGACCUGAACUUUAGUAUUUACAAAGGGGGGUUAUCUGAUGGAAAAUUUGAUCACGUUUUGUUAUCACAUGAAGAGGUUGGUAGGGAUGUGAAAAUUGCAAAAACGAUUGAAGAGCUUUUUGAGAAAAAAAAAAAAUUACGCCUUAAUUUAAAAAAUGAUCUGACAUGCAAAUAUUCAGAAAAUAAGCACAAUUAUGGAUCUAACAUGGAAAAGUUAAACAUUGUUAACGGGUCAAGUGCUUAUAAUUCAAAUUCCCAGUUAAUAAAGGAUGUAAAAGACUGUUCCACGUCUUUUAAUGCAUUCAUGUGUGAAGAUAAUUUAAGAGAAAAGAAGAAUAAUCCAUUUUAUCGAAAUCAAAAUGUGGAAGAAGCACGAGAAGAAAUUCAAUAUUAUCAAGAGGGAGACUGUGAAAAACUACAAGACGAUUUAUAUGAAAUUGAAAAUUACACAGGAAGUGAAAAUAUCAAAACAAUGUUAUCCUUGAGUAAUAUUAAAAAUGAAUUUAAGACUAUGUUUUCCCAAUUUAAUGAGCCUAAUAUGGAGAAAUAUAAUGAGUCCAUACAUGUGGAGAACCAAAAUAUGUGUGAUCAAAAAAUUGAACAAAUAAAACAUGGGUUAAGUAGAAUCACUCACAAAAAUUUUUUAUGCCUAGUUGGUCAAGGCCCACCAGAUGAUCUGGGCGUUUAUUCCAAAGACAAGCAUAGUUUUGGUGAGGAUGAUCGUGUUAUGAGUAUGAUGGAUGUGAAAAACACGUGGGGAAAUAAAGAAAGUCCUAAAAUAAUAUGUACUAUUCGGAAGUGA
Molecule: messenger RNA, 2316 nt
Organism: Plasmodium gonderi
Lineage: Eukaryota; Apicomplexa; Aconoidasida; Haemosporida; Plasmodiidae
Exons: 1
Coding region: 1-2316 (771 amino acids)
Source: RefSeq, a predicted model, not a curated record